AGUAGGAAUGAGGUCACCGCACCCGCUCCGUCCUCAGUGCCCACCCAGCAGGUUGUGGCUUCCCCAGCCCCCUUCCCCAAGUUCUUUGCUGGAACCAGCUGCCAGCGGACUGCAGAGUGGCCGCCAGGGGGCGCCCUAUGGCAAGAGUGCUGGGGACGGAGGGGUGGAGGCUGGGCUGGUGUCUGUUCCUGGAAUGGGCCAGGAGGGAGGAGGAGCAAGCGGAAGGGGACGGUGUGGUGGCCGGCUGGCCCAGGCGUCGAGAGAAGACGGCCCGUCCGGUGGCCAGUUUGGGUAUCCUGGGAGCGUGGCUGCAGGUAGGCCGAGGCAUGGCCGAGUCCACAGAGGUCCGGAAGCUGGUGUACCUGGUCACAGGUGGCUGCGGCUUCCUGGGGGAGCAUGUGGUGCGGAUGCUUCUGCAGCGGGAACCCCGGCUCUCGGAGCUGCGGGUCUUUGACCUGCACCUGGGCCCCUGGCUGGAGGAGCUGAAGACAGGGCCCGUGCAGGUGACUGCCAUCCAGGGGGAUGUGACCCAGGCCCACGAGGUGGCAGCGGCUGUGGCUGGAGCCCACGUGGUCAUCCACGCAGCUGGGCUGGUGGAUGUGUUUGGGCGGGCCAGCCCAAAGACCAUCCACGAGGUCAACGUGCAGGGCACAAAGAACGUGAUUGAGGCUUGUGUGCAGACUGGAACACGGUUCCUGGUCUACACGAGCAGCAUGGAAGUUGUGGGGCCCAACAUCAAAGGCCACCCCUUCUACCGGGGCAAUGAGGACACCCCCUAUGAAGCAGUCCACAAACACCCCUAUCCUUGCAGCAAGGCCCAAGCUGAGCGGCUGGUCCUGGAAGCCAAUGGAAGGGAGGUCCGUGGGGGGCUGCCCCUGGUGACGUGUGCCCUGCGUCCCACUGGCAUCUACGGCGAAGGCCACCAGAUCAUGAGGGACUUCUACCACCAGGGCCUUCGCCUGGGGGGUCGGCUCUUCCGGGCCAUCCCAGCCUCUGUGGAGCACGGUCGGGUCUAUGUGGGCAACGUGGCCUGGAUGCACGUGCUGGUGGCGCGGGAGCUGGAGCGGCGAGCGGCACUCGUGGGCGGCCAGGUGUACUUCUGCUACGACGAGUCGCCCUAUAAGAGCUACGAGGACUUCAACAUGGAGUUCCUGGGCCCCUGCGGGCUGCGGCUGGUGGAAACCCGCCUGCUGGCGCCCUACUGGCUGCUGAUGCUCCUGGCUGUUCUCAACGCCCUCCUGCAGUGGCUGCUGCGGCCGCUGCUUCUCUACGCGCCCCUGCUCAACCCCUACACACUGGCCGUGGCCAACACCACCUUCACCGUGAGCACCGACAAGGCUCAGCGCCACUUCGGCUACGAGCCCCUGUUCUCGUGGGAGGACAGCCGGACCCGCACCAUCCGCUGGGUGCGGGCCAUGGAGGGUUCAGCCCAGUGACGGUGGAGCUAGGGCCUGGAGCAUCCAUCCGGGUCCGGAGCCCUCAAACCUUGGAGGGGGGAGUGCGGGUGGGGGGAGGUGGGGAGGCUGCAGUCUGGAGCUGGAGCAGGGGUCUGGGGCCAGCCUGGUUGUCCCUACAGCUCUCCCUGUGUCGCAUCCACGAGCCUUGAGUCGGUGUCCUCGUGCCUCUUAAGUUCUAGGGCGGGGCUUUGGGACAGGCGUGUCUUCACUCUCAACCCAGGCCUGACGGCUGGUGGGCGAAUGUCCGAUGCCCCUGAUGAUCUCAGCUACCCCGUCCCAUUUCCGGCUUUUCAAGCAGGAAGUGAGUAGGACUUCCACGGGCUUCGUGCUGGCCUUCUGAGGUCCAGGCCUGGACUCGGGCCUCCAUUCGGCGGGAAGAUUCUUUCUGGCUCCUCCCACCACCUUUGGCCCUCCUUGGGGGUCACAGUCCCGUUCUUUUAAAAAUAUUUAUCACCUUUAGACAGCCCUCUCUUCUCUUCAACGAAGCCUAAGAUCUGUGCAUUCUCCCUUCUUCUGCCCGCUCCACCCAAAUUAGUUCCUACAAUAUUGUGCUGUACAUGGCCGAGCCCUGGAUUAAAGCUGCCUACCCAA
Molecule: messenger RNA, 2048 nt
Organism: Leptonychotes weddellii (Weddell seal)
Lineage: Eukaryota; Metazoa; Chordata; Mammalia; Carnivora; Phocidae
Gene: HSD3B7
Product: hydroxy-delta-5-steroid dehydrogenase, 3 beta- and steroid delta-isomerase 7
Biological process (GO): steroid biosynthetic process
Molecular function (GO): oxidoreductase activity, acting on the CH-OH group of donors, NAD or NADP as acceptor
Source: RefSeq, a predicted model, not a curated record